Messenger RNA from Closterium sp. Yama58-4, 2892 nucleotides. Lineage: Eukaryota; Viridiplantae; Streptophyta; Zygnematophyceae; Desmidiales; Closteriaceae. The record is from the annotation of a GenBank genome assembly.
AUGGUUCUGGAUCAUGCCGUUGACGAGGCGGCUCUUAUGGAGGACGAGGCGGCGAACGACGGCGGCGCCGGGUGGGACGAGGACGGCGCAGCGGCGGCGCGACGCGUCCACGCGAAAGCGCUCGCCGCGAUCGCGACGCCGCGGGCACGCGGGCCGAAGAACAAUGACUGGAGUAGCGCGCGUAAGGCUUCCGAGUGGGGUGCCGCUUCUGCCGCCGCUGGUUCGCUUUCUAGUUCGAGUUCGGGAUCGCGCACGGGCUCUAUGGCUGCUGCGGCAGCAGCGGCGGUGCAUGUUUCGCCUGAACGGGGUGGUAACAGCCGGUUGCAUUCGCGAGCGCGAAGCUCUUCGCAGGUGGACGCCGAGCGAAGCUCGUCACCUUGGGGAAACGGGACGGGGCGAACGGCUGGCGGAGGCGCGGAUGGGGGAAGCGCGGGCGGAGAAAGCGCGGUUGCGGGAGUCAGGAGGGGGAGAGUGAGCGGAGGAGGCGGAGGGGCGGGAUCCGCGGUGAGUAAGCCGACAGGUGCGUUUGAAGCACGUUUCGCGCCGGCGAUGGCGGAGAGGCCUCCCGUACCUGAAGGCCUGCAGGAUCUCUCCGUGUUUUACGGCGCUUCGAGGGAUGAUAUCGCGAGCAGCGACAGCGUUAUAUUUAACCCAGCAGGCGGCGCCGUAUCCGAUCAUAACUCGGACAUAGCGCUUCUGAUGAACUCGCCUGCUUCCCUUGCCCCUGCUGCUGCUGCUGCUGCUGCUGCUGCUGCUGCUGCUGCUGCUGCGGGAGGUGGUGGUGGUGCUGCGGGUGGUGGUGGCGCGGCGGAAGCGGCACCACCGUCGCCACGAGGUCUGCAUGUUUCGCCAAAUGCCACGUGGACCAAUCAGAAACCAGCAACGUUGGGAAGAGUGGCAGGUGGCGGUGGGAGGACCCACGCGGCAGGAGCGCAGGGAACAGGCGCAUCCGGAGCGGGUGCAAUUGGCGCAGGCCCAAGCGCGAUUUCGCCCAUGGCGGCAGCCGCCAUUCGCGGCGGCGGAUUAUCCGCGAUGUCGCCGCGCCUGCUGAAAUUCCUGGUCGAGGAUAAGCCGGGAGCGGCGGAGCGGGGCGCGGGGAGAGCAGGGGAGGGGAAGCGGGGCGGAGACAGGCGCGUGCGCCAGAGCGGAAGCGGGGACGAGACCGCGGAGGGGAGGGGGGGGGCAGGGGGAGACGAGCGGGGGAGGGUAUCGUCGCGGUCGCGCAGCGGGCCGCUCUCCGCGCGAGCCAGGUCGCGCGCCGCUGCGUCUAUGGGCGGCGCCUUCCGUGUGCCCGCGCCGUUGCACUCCCCUCUCUCCAGCUCGCCAGCGUCGUCUGAUUCGUUAUUGUCGUCCCCGCUAGCCCUCCCCGCGCCGUCCCCGUUAGCGCAGUCCUCGAGUUUCGGUAGAAGCGCCGGCGCCGCGGCAGCAGCGGUUGCCACUCACGCGAGAAGCGGUCUGGGGAGUGCGUCUGUGCCCUCUCCUACACGCACCUCGCCUACAAUCACAUCACCCACCAAACCAACCUCCCCGCUAGCCCCCUCCGCUGCCCCCGCAACCGCGGGGCCGUCCGCGUCUGUUGCGCAGGCGGCGGCGGCGGGGUGGCAAUCUUUCCGGCGGCCCGCCGCGCUUGACCUUGGACGGCUCCUCGCGCCCGGCGCUCCAGGCGGGGAGGAAUCCGACGGUGAGGAUGAGUUUAGCGAUGACGACGCUGACGUCAGCGAGGCCGUGGCUGUAACGGGUCCGGCCGAGCCGCCAGGUUCGGGGAGAGCUGCUUGGCCAGGCUUGGGAACAGCCGCCGAUCGCGGGGAGCGGCUGGAAGGGGUUGAGGGUUACUCUGAUGUGACGCGGCGGUAUGAGAUGGGGCGGAAGGUGGGGCAGGGGCGGAAGGGUGUGACUGUAUAUCAGUGUGUGGAGAGGCACACAGGCAGGCAGUACGCGUGUAAGACUAUAGACAAGGUGACUCUAACGGGGGGCAGGAAGGAGGAGGCGGUUCGCACGGAGGUGGCGAUUAUGAGGAAGCUGCAGGGCCAUCCGCACAUAGUGGAGAUUAAAGACACGGCGGAAGAUGCUAAGUUCGUGCACAUAAUAAUGGAGAUGUGUUCAGGGGGCGACCUGCUGGACUACAUCAACACUCAGCUGUGCAUCUCGGAGCGGGAAGCAGCCACCAUCCUGCGCGUGCUCGUGCAGACCAUCCACUUCUGCCACGUCAGCAGCAUCAUGCACCGCGACCUAAAGCCCGAGAAUGUGCUGCUGGGCUCGCCCGGCCAGUGGUGGGACCUGCGCGUGGCGGACUUUGGCUUUUCUGUGCCGCUGAGAGCAGGCCAGCGCAUGAAGGGAUACGCGGGGUCGCCCUUCUACAUGGCGCCGGAAGUGCUUGACGGGCUGUACGGCCACGAGGCAGACAUAUGGAGCCUCGGGGUCAUCCUCUACACGCUGCUUUCCCAGAAGCUUCCCUUCUGGGACGACACGGACGCGGGCGUGUAUGAGCUGAUCCGGCGCUGCGAGGUGGACACGAGCUCAGGCGUGUGGCCGCUGGUGUCGGGGGCGGCGAAGGACCUCGUGCAUCGCAUGCUGGCGUUUGAUCCGAAUCACCGACUACCGCUGCACCUCAUUCUAGAACACCCAUGGGUGGUUACUAACACGACAGUCGACAUUCCCCGCGUACCCUCUAGCGCGUCAGUUUCCUCGGAAACUUCCUCUCUCGAGCCGCACUCGUCCGGGCGGCGAAAGAAAGAUAUUGCUAGAUCUGCCGGAACCAUCUUUUCGUCCCGGGCUCAGCCGCAAGCCAUGCGCGCUGCAGCCGCCGCCGCCGCCGCUGCUGCUGCCGCUGGUGGUGGGGGGAGUGAUGGUGAUGAUGACGAGGAGGAGAGUGCAGGUGGCAAGGGGGAGUGA